Molecule: messenger RNA, 1388 nt
Organism: Planococcus citri (citrus mealybug)
Lineage: Eukaryota; Metazoa; Arthropoda; Insecta; Hemiptera; Pseudococcidae
Exons: 5
Coding region: 1-969 (322 amino acids)
Source: RefSeq, a predicted model, not a curated record
AUGACGCUUAUUUUUAUAGCUUAUUCACUCCUUGCCGCAUGUUACCCAUGUCCGCUCUCCAGUCCACCUCCAGAACCGAAAACUGUAGAUGAUGUCAGACAUAUAGUUGACAAAUACAUCUUAGAUGGGUACUUCUUUAUUGACCUGCGAGAAAUUGCGAUAGAUGUUCAUUACCAAUGGACCUGGAGAGCACAACAGGUUGAAUCCAACCUCAGGCAUGAGAUAAAAGCUCUGCAAGAUAAGCUUAAUGUGGGUCGAGUUAAACAAUCAUUGAGGAACGAAGUGAAUGACCUGUUCAAAAAAAUGUCUCCUGAAUGGCUCAACAUCUUAUCUAUAAAACCAAAAUAUCAAUGGAAAAUUCUCUUCCAGUUGGAGUCAGAUGCAACAGAGCGUCUGAAAUCUGUCAUCACUAACACAAUGAACAUCACAGUAGAUCAAUUUUGUGAUGAUAUGGAUUCAGUUGUGGAGUCAGCACCCAAAAUCAUACGUCGGGAGGAGGAUUUCCCACAUUUUGAAUCUGAAGCUGAAAUGGUGGAAGUACUUGACUCUAUUGGUUUUAGAGAUGGCAGCAUCCAAAGAAGUAUCCUUGCAUUGUGUUUUCAUUUUAAAAAACAACUUAACACGGCUUACCAUCAAUCCGGUCCUAAAUAUUUCUUCUUAUAUUUCCGAUUUUUAAAAUCACACACAACUCAGGAUGAAAUUUGUGAUUUUUUGAAUAUUUACUUCAAUAACAAGGACGUCGUUCACAUUCAAAACAUUACAUUAAUCCAAAGUGGAAAUGAAGGAGAAGGACCACAGGAAAAUAUUCAGGCAUUUGUAAGAUUCAACAACACCUUUGUAAAUCAGAAAGGAGAAGAAGUUGGCAUGGAGGCUACCCUGCAGCAAAUAGUAAAUGAAGUACAGAACAAAGCAAUCAUUCCAGUAAUACCACCAGCCAAAAAACCAUUCAUGGACAAGUGUGUGUUGUGAGCCAUCCAUGUUGAGUUAAAGGAUGAUAACAUCUUCAAAUGCAAUGCUCAAUAAUGCAUAUCUACCUACCUAUGUACAUAGAUUGACAAAAAGGGUAAAUUUUUAUAAAACGUUGUCAAAAAGUGUCAUGUUAUUUAGGAAUUGCUGUGAAAAAACAUCAAUUUUUGGCUAAAUAUUGCACCUUAGAAGUAAUAAUGUUACAUCUCAAAAAAAAAUCAAUUUUGAAAUUUUUACAUUACAUUUUUGAGGUUUGUAUUGCAUUCUGCUACCGUAAAUAAUGUUUUGAGUUUGGUACCGUAUCUAGAUCAUGUAAAAAUGCAAAUGGUAAAUAAAUAAAUAUUUUUCUAACCAUAGAUUUUUAAAAAAUGCUCAUUUUUUGUCAUAACUUGAAAAACAGUCCCUCCUGAUUUUAGUCGGGU